Messenger RNA from Phycodurus eques (leafy seadragon), 1716 nucleotides. RefSeq names its product hydroxysteroid dehydrogenase like 2 (gene hsdl2). Gene Ontology annotation, cellular component: mitochondrion. The transcript is spliced from 11 exons. The record is from RefSeq and is a predicted model, not a curated record. Lineage: Eukaryota; Metazoa; Chordata; Actinopteri; Syngnathiformes; Syngnathidae. Bases 397 to 1647 code for a protein of 416 amino acids.
ACUAUUUUGCUGUUGGUACGCGGAGAGCAAAGUUUUUCUUUAUUUUGGGGCGGGUACCUGGUGUAAAAGGUUUCGCGAACGAACCACUGAUUUCUAGUCUUCAAUGAAGGCAACAAGCUAACAUGUUUUUGGAAAGUAACCCACACAGAAUGGUCUGGCCCGGGAUUCGAACGAUCACAAACCAUGAUGGGUCGCUUCAGUUUGUCGGUAAAAGAGUGCGACAUCUCGCCGGCACGCGAAGAUCUUUGGCAGCAGACCGGAAGCGGAACCCGGUCGGCGGAAGGAACUUCCGCUUGCCAUAAGUGGGUGAAAGGUGGACGAAAGGGAAACUUGAUCGCUUCUCCUCCUACGUUUUCUUUUUCUCACUUAUUUUUUUGAUCCACCGGAGGGGUCGUCAUGCUUCCAAACAGCGGGAAAUUAGCGGGCUGCACGCUGUUCAUCACGGGCGCCAGCCGCGGCAUCGGCAAGGCCAUCGCCCUGAAAGCGGCCCGAGAUGGCGCCAACGUGGUCAUCGCCGCCAAGACGGCGCAACCUCACCCCAAACUCCCCGGCACCAUCUACAGCGCCGCGCGGGAGGUGGAGAAUCUCGGCGGGAAAGCGCUGCCGUGCGUCGUCGACAUCCGAGACGACAAACAAGUCGAAGACGCCGUCCAGAAAGCCGUCGACAAGUUUGGAGGCAUCGACAUCUUGGUGAACAAUGCCAGCGCCAUCAACCUGACGGGAACCUUGGAAACGUCCAUGAAGAAGGUGGACCUCAUGCUGGGAAUCAACCUGAGAGGAACAUACGUGACGUCCAAGUUGGUGAUCCCACACCUCCUUAAGAGUUCCUCCCCCCAUAUCCUCAAUUUGGCUCCACCCCUCAACCUCAAUCCCAUCUGGUUCAAGAACCACACAGCGUACACCGUGGCCAAAUACGGCAUGUCCAUGUGCGUCCUGGGUAUGGCGGAAGAGUUCAGAGGUCAAAUCGCCGUCAACGCCCUCUGGCCGAGAACCGCCAUCCAGACGGCGGCCAUGGACAUGCUGGGCGGCGAGGGCGUGGCCAAGCAGUGUCGUACGGCGGACAUCAUGGCAGACGCCGCCUACGUCGUCCUGUCGCGGCCCAAAACCUUCACGGGUCACUUCCUGGUGGAUGAGGACGUCCUGAGGGAGCACGGGGUGCGAGACAUGGAUCGCUACGCCGUCCAGCCAGGUCACCCGCUUCUGCCCGACUUCUUCCUGGACGAAGCCCCCGAGGCGCUGGCCCAGCAGAUGGAGAAACACGGGGCGACGCCCGCCUUCCAGCCGCCGGCCUCGGCGGCCGCGCCCUCCCCCGGCGGCCCGAUAGAAAGCACCUUCGAGGUGAUCCGAGGCGUCCUCAACGAGGACCUGGUCAAGUCCACGAAGGCUCUCUACCAGUUUGACCUCUCGGGAGAACAUGGCGGCGUUUGGUUCCUGGACUUGAAAAGCGGCUCGGGCAGCGCGGGGAGGGGCCGACCGAACGGCGAGCCCGACGUGGUCAUGACCAUGGACUCGGCGGACUUCGGCAAAAUGUUCGCGGGCAAGCUGAAGCCGACGACUGCGUUCAUGUCGGGGAAACUUCGCAUCAAGGGGGACAUGACGCUCGCCAUCAAGCUGGAGAUGAUGAUGGGUCGCAUGUCCAAGCUGUGAUGUCAUCAGGCGAAGACAAUGUCAUCAUGUCAAUAAACUGUCAACACUGAAGUAUUUUUGCCUUGUUUA